Molecule: messenger RNA, 2063 nt
Organism: Eucalyptus grandis
Lineage: Eukaryota; Viridiplantae; Streptophyta; Magnoliopsida; Myrtales; Myrtaceae
Product: eukaryotic initiation factor 4A-III homolog B
Cellular component (GO): nucleolus; catalytic step 2 spliceosome
Molecular function (GO): ATP binding; RNA helicase activity; mRNA binding
Source: RefSeq, a predicted model, not a curated record
UUAGUGCGACUCCCCACCGCCCACCUUUUCUCUCUCUUCCCUUUGACUAGUCCAAGCUUAUCUUCUCUCUCUUCUCUCUCCUCUCUCUUCUUUCUUCCUCUGCACGCUCAACCGAACCCCUUUUUCUUCUUUCUUCUUCUCCUUCUUUUCUUCACGCCGAGCGAACCAGAAGCUGCAGCUCGCCCCUCAGCCGCUCGCCGCUCGUCCCGCCGCCGCACCGCCGCCCGCGCCCGUGCGCCCGCCGCCAUCCGCGCACGCCCAGGCCGCGCGAUCCAGCUCGGCCCAGCCCUGUUUCGCCUCUGUUCCAGCACCGACCAGCUCAUCUCCAGCCACCUCCGGCCACCGGCUAGCCCCGCCGGACCUCCCCGGUGUCCCCCUUGCCCUCCGCCGACCUCCCCUUGCCGCCCUAGCCGCCGGACGAGCUUCGUCCAGCCAAGAACAGUGGCUGGAAAAUGGGUUUCCAGCACUGUUCAAGGCCGAUUUGGGCCAUUUCCCGGCCCCGAACCCGAGCCGUGCUUUGGGAAGUUUCGUUCCUCGCGUCGCCGCCGUCGGAUUGAUCCGAUUUCCGCGCGAUUUGACAAGCGCUUCCACACUUCCGCUCACUCAUCAAUUCCAGAGAGAGACGAGACUGCUCUCUUGCCCUUUCCUCAUCUCUUUUGGAUUCAGUAAUGGCGACGUCCUUGAUGGCAAGGCCAGUUCCGGCGACCCGAUCGCGCCCGCCGGCUGCAUUCGAGACGGCGCUAGGCGUGGAGGCCAUGUCAAGCUUCGACCGCAUGGGCCUGAGUGACGAUGUCCUCCGUGGGAUCUACAGCCACAGGUUCGACAACCCCUCGGCGAUUCAGCAGCGAGCCAUGGUGCCGAUUGUCCGGGGCCAAGACGUGAUCGCUCAGGUGCAAUCCGGCAUGGGCAAGAUCUCCACCUUUGCCCUCGCGUCUUGCCAAAUCGUGGACACCUCCAGAAAAGACGUGCAAGUGCUGAUUUUGUCACCUACGAGGGAUUUGGCGAGUCAGACGGAGAGAGUUGUGCUGGCUAUCGGUUCUUACAGGAACGUGCUAGCCCAUGCAUGUGUUGGAGGCAAGAGCAUGGGUGAAGAUAUCCGGAAAUUGGAGCAUGGAGUUAAUGUUGUGUCCGGAACUCCAGGCAGGGUGCUCGACAUGAUAAAGAGGAGAACUCUUUGCACCAGAGCCAUCAAACUCCUAGUCCUUGACGAAGCUGAUGAGAUGCUGAGCAGAGGAUUUAAGGAUCAAAUCUAUGAUGUUUACAGAUUCCUUCCUCCAGAGCUUCAGGUUGUCUUAGUUUCAGCAACCUUCCCCACUGAGAUAUUAGAGAUGACAGGAAGAUUCAUGACCGAUCCCAUAAGGAUUGUUGUGAAGCGUGAUGAGUUGAUGCUGGAGGUAGUUAUGUUUGUCGAGCAGGUGGAGUGGCUUGCUGAAAAGAUGCGUGAUUCUAACUUCACUGUGUCUGUCAUGCACGGGGACAUGCCUCAAAAGGAGAGAGAUGCAGUAAUGGCUGGAUUCCAAUCUGGGGCGACUCGGUUGAUGAUCACCACUGAUGUGUGGGCUCGAGGGAUUGAUGUUGAGCAGGUUUGUCUCGUUGUCAACUAUGAUCUUCCCAACAGCAGAGAGCUGUAUGUCCAUCGGGCCGGUCGAGUAGGCCGUUUUGGGCGGAAGGGUGUUGUGGUAAAUUUUGUCAAAGACAACGAGAUCCGGAUUCGUAGAGACAUAGAACAGUAUUAUGGCACCAACAUACGCUAAUGCCCGAAGGACCCUGCCGAUAUAAUAUGACAAGAUAAACAGUACGUACAUUUUUAAAACGGCGGCAGAAGGCCUCCGGUUAAUAGUCUAUAGCUUUACUUCCGACCCAUAAAUUAUGGCAUUCUUUUAUCUUUUCAAAACUUGGAAGCGAUUGAGUUGUGCUUAGAAUGUUUAAUUCAAAGGUUUUAUGUUAGUCUUUCGAGUUACGAUCCCUGAACACAGGCUCGUGCACACAUCUUGUUCACCUUUGCAUUGAUAUUUAUCUUCAAGGUUAUGGACUUGUAAACCCGGCAAAGAUUUCGUUGAAUA